Molecule: messenger RNA, 1656 nt
Organism: Caenorhabditis bovis
Lineage: Eukaryota; Metazoa; Nematoda; Chromadorea; Rhabditida; Rhabditidae
Source: the annotation of a GenBank genome assembly
AUGGCGUCGCAGGGCCUGUUGGAGCAGGUCUGGUAUUGGGGCGACGUUGAUAAGUCGGUGGUGUCGCGAGCGCUCGCCGAUCAGCCCGAAGGCGCGUUCAUCGUUCGCAACGCAUCCACAAUAGGAGAUUAUACACUUUCAGUCAAGUACCAAGGUCAAGUGAAGCUGGUAAAAAUUGUGGUUCGCGGUAAUCGAUGCGGCUUCUCGAUCGACUCGCUCGUUCACGAGACGGUCGUCCAGCUCAUCGAGUUUCAUCGCAACGUUUCGCUAUUGGUCUACAAUGAUCAGCUCGAUGUGAAGCUCACGUAUCCAGUGCCGACGCGACGAAACUCGCAGAACGGGCGUCUCGCCGCGAAAAAGACGCAAAUGAGCACGAAGAGCAUUCUCGAUGCAAAAGAUUCGGAGGAUUGGGAUGAGCGAUUGGGUCUCGAGAGUCUUCGAAUUGCGCAGAUGAGCGUUGAACGAGCCGCGAGACUGUUCGAUUUGGCGCAUCAAGAGGUCGAGCGAGCUGAAAAUUUGUUUCACGAGAGGGUCAAGCAGUGUCGCGACUAUGAAAUGAAGCUGGAGAAGCUCGGCGAUCUCCACGACGUCGAGGAGAACAUCAAUAAGACGAUUCCGCGACUCGAAGGGAAUUAUAGUUUUCGACAAGCGAUGAAGGGCAACCAGAAGGUGUUGGAAGAUGGAAUGCAGAAGAUCCGAUUGGAUUUGGCCGCGUGCCAAGAGCAACGCAAAAGGAUAAGCGAUCUCGUCGACGAGCUGAAAGUCGAUUCGGUGCACGCGAAGAAUCGAGUGAUCGCUAGCCAUGAGACGCGCAAUAAGGUUUAUGGGAAUCUCGCGAGCAAAGGAAUUCCACAAGAGAAGCUGCAAACCACAAUGAACGCCACCGGCGAGCUGAUACUCAAUGAGCCGUUGCGCGUCAGCCAACUUCUUUGCGAUCUACCGCUUCGUUGGGUUCCAGGACAGUACUUGGUUUACAGCACCUCGAAAGAAGACGCGGCGACAGCGCUAUUAGCGGCGAGAGAACGAAUGUACGAAAUUGAUAAGAAGAUGGGCAUCAUUCGUCCGCCGAUUGACGGCGUUUUCCUAAUAAGGCCAUCGUCGUCGCAGCCGGACAAACUGGUGUUGAGUGUGCUGUAUGGCGAGCGAAUUUCGCAUUGUCUCAUUGAGCAAAGUGAGCAGGGCUGGGGAUUCGAGCACAGCAACAUCUACCUAACGACGAUCGGCGAUUUUGUGCGCUAUUAUGCGCACACGACGCUGGAAACGCACAACGAUCAGAUAAAGACGACGUUGGCGAUGCCGGCGUUUCCGCCGCCGCCCGACGCCGUCCUUGAGAAUUUGCCGAAGCCGCCGGCGGGCACGACGAACGCGAACACGAGUACGACAACGUCGUGCACGACGACAACCGCGAACACGCCGUUGACGACGAGCACCACGUCGACGGCGUGCUCGUCGACAACGGCGAGCAUCGCGACAAUUGCGAGCAUUUCGACAACGCCGAACAGCACGGCGCCGGCGAGUCCAACGCCGGAGGAAGAGGACGACGACGAGGAUGAAGAGGAUGAAGAGGAGGAUGAGAGUGCGCUGGCAUCGGCAAGCUCGACGACGUCAUUGAGCGAGCUGGCGUCGCCGAGCGAAGAAUUUAUUCCGCCAUCAUAA